Messenger RNA from Meloidogyne enterolobii, 516 nucleotides. Lineage: Eukaryota; Metazoa; Nematoda; Chromadorea; Rhabditida; Meloidogynidae. The record is from the annotation of a GenBank genome assembly.
AUGGCUGCAAAAUCAGUAAAAGUUGCUGAAAUAUCAAAAACUACAGCAAAUAAAGAACAAAAACAAAAAUCAACAGAAACAACAAAACAACGAAGUAGUAAUACACAACAGAAAAAGCAACAACAAAUUCGUUCAAAACAACAAAUUGCUGGAAGUAGUGAAAGUAGUUGUGAAAGUUUUUCUGACAAUAUUAAAAAUAAUUUUGAUGGAAAGGAAGGCAUUGGAUUUAAAUUAAAUUGGAUGAAUUUGCGAGAUGCUGAGAGCGGUAAAAUAUUAUGGCAAAGCACCGAGGAUUUAGCUAAUCCUAAUUUCGAACAUAAAGCCAAAAUUCCCAAAAAUAUUUUAAAAUGUAAAUCUGUCUCUCGAGAAAUUAAUUUUACGUCGGAAAGAAAAAUUGAAAAAUUUCGAUUGGAACAACGUGUAUUCCUUAAUAAUCGAGCAAUUGAAGAAUGGUAUUUUGAUUUUGGAUUUGUUAUUCCACAAUCAACUAAUACUUGGCAGGUAAAUAAAUUAUAA